AUGUGGAAACGGCUGAAAUCAAAACAGCCCGUGCAAAAUACUCGAUCCGAGGACUUGGAUGAUGCAACCAGCUCAACUUCCGAGAGUCAGGACCAGAUCACACCAAUAUUCACCUCUCCUCAACUCACUUUCCUUAACCGAAGACGGAAUUCGGAUACAAAUGGGUUGUUAGACGUUCGCAAGCCCAUCGUCCCAUCGAGACGGGGAUCCCAGUUGAGCGAGAUUUCCAAUGUUCAAAGAGAACUUUUCCCAUCGGCCUCCGUGGAGCAUCAACAGCGCCGCUUACAGGACCGCCGAGAUGACCCCAUGGGUCUGACCGUCCUCCACUCUCCGGAAUCGAAAUACCGGACGGUGGAUAUCCUCUUCAUCCAUGGCCUUGGGGGCACCAGUAUCCGGACGUGGUGUAAGAACCGAGACCUGGAGCUAUUCUGGCCCAAGAAGUGGUUACCGGAAGAACCAGAUUUGUCCACAGCUCGCAUCCUGACAUUUGGGUAUAACGCAAAUUUUGCCGCAAAGAAGGAGCAGGCCUCUUUGACGAUCGGUGACUUCGCCAAUGACCUUUUAUUUCAUAUGAAAUAUGACGAAGAAGGGAAUGAAAGGAUGGGUCAAGUCCCUAUUAUUGUAGUCGCGCACUCCAUGGGAGGUCUCGUCUUCAAAAAAGCUUACAUUUAUGGACAUCUCAACGAACAAUACCGCAAAAUCACAUCUAGUAUCAAAGCCGUGCUUUUCAUGGCCACCCCCAUCGAGGUUUCCAUUUUCGGGCACUCGCCAAAAGAGUACGUCAAGGAGUUGACGCAGGGAAGCACCACUAUUGACGAGUUAAACGACACGUUUCGUCAUCACGCGGAAAAGCUGCAGAUCUUCUCUUUCUACGAGACCCUCACGACACCGGUCGGACCGAUGAAUGUAAUGCUUCUAGAAAAGCACACAUCGUUGUUAGGUUAUCAUAACGAGACCCCAGAACCUCUUAUGGCGAAUCACCACGAUGUGGUCAAAUUCUCUAGCCCAGAUGAUCCAAAUUACAAAUCUGUGCGAGGCGCUAUUCGCAGCAUAGUCAACCAGUUCAGACUUUCGAACACGCGUGAAGACGAGGCGGAGAAAGGCCUCGAAGCAAUCCAAAAGUGGCUGGGGGUGACAGGGUUGCCAGAGGAAGACUUAUCACUGCUUCGAUCUACGCGGAAAGCAGGAACAUGCCAGCAUCUUCUCCAGAAACCUGAGUUUGCAGAUUGGCUGGAUUCAGAAAUACCCCAUACCCUCUGGAUACACGCCGCCCCAGGAAGUGGGAAGUCGGUACAAUGCUCAUUUGUGAUUGAAACUCUGCAGAUGUACCAAAAGAACUGUGUAUACUGGUUUUUCAAGGCAGGCGAUGUCCAGAAACGGUCCCUUGGUGCUAUGCUUCGCUCUGUGGCCUAUCAAAUUGCGCUCGAAGAUGACUCGUAUCGGCUUGCUUUGACCGACGUCCGAAAGUCAGGUAUAAAGGUCGACGAAGCCGAUGCAUGGACUGUUUGGAGGAAUAUCUUUGCUUCCAGACUUUCAGCCAUCGGCACAGAGAUGCAUUUGGUCAUUGAUGGAUUGGAUGAGUCGGAAUCGAGCAGAACUUUCAUCGAUCUGAUCUCAACUAUUGACAUGUCCAAAAGCAAUCUACGUAUCCUCUUCUUCAGCCGACCACUUUCCAACAUCAACCAAGUCAUUCAAAAAGCAAGAAGAAAAUUUACCAUCAUAGAGGUUGCCUUGACAGAUAACUUGGAGGAUAUCCGUCUUGCUGCUGCUGACGAAAUGGAAUAUUUCUUGACGAAUUCAGGAUUCGAAGAAUUCAAGCAGCAAACAAUUGAGGAAAUUACAACUCGCUCGCAAGGAAACUUUCUAUGGGCCAGUCUCAUUCUCAAAAUGGUCGUCAAUUGUCAUCGGCAGGAUGAAGUCAAAGAGGUGCUUGAGGCCACGCCAGAUGGCAUGGACAAACUUUAUCAUGGUAUGACUGAGGCCAUUGCGAGAGUUGACCGAGAGGAGAAUACUAUCCUUUGCAAAAUACUACUUUCUUGGGCCAUGUACUCCACCAGACCGGUGACAGUCGAAGAGCUUAUGGAACCCUAUGCUUCGGAGCUCCACGCAGUUAUAGACCUCAAACAUACAAUCAGCGAGAUUUGUGGCCAAUUUGUGGUCAUCAACGCCAGUAAUCGUGUUGUCUUGGUCCACCAAACAGCACGAGAAUAUCUCAGGACUUGCACCAAGCUCCCAUUUUCGCUUGAGGCGCACGAGGUGAAUGAAGAUCUUUUUCAUCAAUGUCUCAACUUCCUUUGUGACCUAUCCCUGCGAACAAAGAUCCGACAACGCAAGGCCCCGCUGUUCCUCUCUUAUGCCUCUGUCUCUUGGGACCUUCACCUGACUCGCUCUUCUGUUGAGUCUGACAGGGUACUCGAGACCCUUGUUAAAUUCUUCAGUGGUACUUUCCCCUUGCCAUGGAUUCAGUACCUAGCCAUCACCGGACAUCUUUCACAUCUAGUGACAGUAUCCUCGCAUCUCAUGAGCUUCGUCAGACAACGACGAAAGCUCGACGCCGUCAAAGAGCCACCACUUCUUCGUCUGCCAGAAUUGUCAUUGAUAGAGUCAUGGGCUGCGGAUCUCUUGAAGAUGACUGCCAAAUUUGGCAGUCAUCUCAUCGAUGACCCCGAUGCCAUCUAUAAAUACAUUCCUCCCCUGAGUCCCAAGAACUCGAUGAUUUACCAAAAGUACGCGAACAAGUCAUCCGCCACAAUAUCCGUCUCGGGUAUAUCCAAUGGAGAUUGGGAUGACUGUCUUGCUCGGAUCUCGAAUCCUGGUUCCGAUUCUGCACUACACAUUGCAGUUUCCGCAGAUUACCUUGCUGUUGCGAACGAUUCGCCAAACGGCCGGAUUCAGUUGUGGAGUCUCGUCAUCUUCGAGGAGCUCUCCACGUUCAACCCCGGCGAGCCAAUAUGUUCUAUCUCUUUUAGUCCUUCUGGCUCGCUAUUGGUGUGCUAUUGUCUAAACAGCACCUAUGUAUGGAGAGUUAGUGAUCGGAGUAUCGUCGCCCAGGUCGAAAAUCCUCGGCGGGAAAGGCCAUUGAGCAUAAAAUUUGGGCAAGAGGAAUCAUUCCUCAUCAUUGCCACUGAUCUCCGCCGUGUCUAUCGACUUAACUUUGAUGAUGAGAGCCCAACUUGGGUUGGAUUCGAUUCGGCUCUUCUUGAGGAAACCUCACUGCCUGAAGGAGCUUUUAUCAAUUCCCCAUCAUCGGUUGAUUUCAACCCGGACUGUACACAGCUUGCUGUCGCAUAUCGAGGUUUUCCUCUAGCUGUCUGGAGUCUUGACCCCCCAGAAGUGAUUGCAAGGUGCAGGCGUAAAAAGAAACAAGGACAAACAACGAACUUAACUUGGACCGGUGUGAACCGCGUAGCUUGGCAUCCGUUCAAUGGCCAAGUCCUGGGAAUCUAUCGCGACGGUAACAUCUUCAAAUGGGGCCCAAUAGAUGACAGCUAUGAGGAGGUUAAGCAGGAGUUAGAUGCUACACCAUCGGAGAUACAGUGUAGCCGCAACGGACUUGUCUUCGCGACCAGCGACGUCAAAGGCUCAAUCAAGAUCUACGACUACUCACAAAUGGUCCAGAUGUACAAGCUGACAUCUGAUGAUAUCAUCAAAGAUAUUGCUUUUAGUCCGGACAGCCGCAGACUCUACGAUCUGCGAGGAUCUUGCUGUAAUGUAUGGGAGCCGAGCUGUUUGCUUCGGGCCGUCGACACAAGCUUGGAUCCCUCCGAUGACAACGAGAGUGUUACGAGCUCCGAACGAAGACGGAAUGGAAGCAUUGUGUCGGAGCAUGACGAUAAAGGCAACUCUAUCAUUUCACUGCCUGCGUCUGAAGCUCAUGAUGACUCUAAGCCGCCGAUCACAGCAGUGGCGACUUGCAUGAAUAACCAAAAUAUAUUCGCUUAUGCCACGGAUGACGGAACUAUCGAGCUUUACAACAUAGAGGGCAAGUACAGGCACCCCAUCCUACAUUCUUACUUUGGAGUGGAUGUGAACCAUCUCGCCAUGGGUCAGGAUGGCGAGUAUAUUGCUUACUGCCUAUUGAAUGGGCGAGUCGCAGUCAAAAGCAUCGAUUUCUCAGCGCCCGAUAAAGCCUCCAUACAAAAUGUAUUUGCCGAGACAAAAUCUAUCAAGCGCGGUCUGAUUAGACAGCUUCUGUUUGACGGUAAAUCCGAGCGACUGCUAGUCUGUGGUGUAGAGAGACUCCAGGUCCUCCGUAUCGCAGACGGAAGCAUCGUUUCUGAGAAAGAGAUUAGCCCCACAGAUCAGCCUGCACAAUGGACCAACCACCCAACAGACCCAGACAUCGUAUUGGGAUUCACAGUGAAUGGAGUGAUUGCACUCUCCUGGGAUACUCUCGAUAUCAAAUGCACCCUCUCGCACGACCUUGCCUGUGAACGUGCCGAUAAUCAGUCUAAACCCAAGUCCUCCGUGGCAUUGGAGGUACUCGUGCAGUCAUACUCCCAGGAAAUGCAAAUUAUUGUCACCAUAGAGGAGACCGAGCAUGGCAGGCUCUGGAACUAUCUGCUCCUGGACACCUCCGUGAUAUACAACGAUAGCAGCGCCCCAUCCUCGUCUGGCACAAUAAGCACUGUCCCUUUCCCGCCUCAUAUUAGCGAAUGUAUGGAGGAGCCAGUGGUGCUUCUAGCAGACGGCCGUCUCGUCUUCCUUGACUCCGCUCUAUGGGUGUGCACAGUGCAGCUGGGACUCCAAUCCGGUGGGGCAUCAGAGGCUGGGGUGACGAGACACUUUUUCAUCCCGCGAGACUGGCUCAAUAGCGCGGGGCUGUCAUUGUGUAAGGUCCAGGCGGAUGGCAAUCUAUUGUGUCUUUGUAAGGGAGAGAUGGCUGUUAUUAGUAGCGAUAUUGGGACGGGAUGGUAA
This is a messenger RNA of Penicillium macrosclerotiorum, 4917 nucleotides long. Its product is annotated as Eisosome protein 1. The coding region runs from base 1 to 4917 and encodes 1638 amino acids. The transcript has 4 exons. NCBI's taxonomy places the organism in Eukaryota, Fungi, Ascomycota, Eurotiomycetes, Eurotiales, Aspergillaceae. The record is from RefSeq and is a predicted model, not a curated record. Gene Ontology annotation, molecular function: protein binding.